Messenger RNA from Saccostrea cuccullata (small rock oyster), 2127 nucleotides. RefSeq names its product SUMO-activating enzyme subunit 2-like. Gene Ontology annotation, cellular component: cytoplasm; SUMO activating enzyme complex. The coding region runs from base 44 to 1891 and encodes 615 amino acids. NCBI's taxonomy places the organism in Eukaryota, Metazoa, Mollusca, Bivalvia, Ostreida, Ostreidae. Gene Ontology annotation, biological process: protein sumoylation. The record is from RefSeq and is a predicted model, not a curated record. The transcript is spliced from 18 exons. Gene Ontology annotation, molecular function: SUMO activating enzyme activity.
UUCAUAUAACGAGUCGGGGUCGAGAUUCCAUUAUUCAAGAGCAAUGGCGGCAAGUUUAGGUGUGCUGGGUGAAACAACAAGCAAAAACGUCCUUUCUUGCAAGUUACUUGUUGUAGGAGCUGGUGGAAUUGGCUGUGAAUUGUUAAAGAACUUAGUUCUUACAGGGUUUCAAGAUAUAGCGGUGAUUGAUUUAGACACAAUUGAUGUCAGCAAUUUAAACAGACAGUUCUUAUUUCGGAAGGAACAUGUUGGAAAAUCAAAAGCUCAGGUUGCAAAAGAGAGUGCUAUGAGCUUCAAUCCCAAUGCAAAAAUUGUGGCAUAUCAUGACAGUAUAAUGAGCUCUGAUUAUGGUGUUGAUUUCUUCAAGAAAUUUGACAUGGUCAUGAAUGCCUUGGACAACAGAGCUGCCAGAAACCAUGUUAACAGAAUGUGUCUGGCUGCAGACAUACCCCUGAUAGAGAGCGGGACAGCCGGUUACCUCGGACAAGUGACAGUCAUCAAAAAGGGUUUAACAGAAUGUUAUGAAUGCCAACCAAAGCCUCCACAGAAAACAUUCCCAGGAUGCACCAUUAGAAACACACCUUCAGAGACCAUCCACUGUGUGGUAUGGGCAAAACAUCUGUUUAAUCAGCUGUUUGGAGAGGAGGACCCAGAUCAAGAUGUCUCGCCAGAUACAGAGGACCCCGAGUUAGCAGCUGAGGCAGGUCAGACAGCACUGACACAGGAUAAGAAGGCUGAUGUUGCAGGGGGCAUAGACAGGAAGUCCACAAGAGCCUGGGCAUCAGAAACUGGAUACGAUGCAAAGAAGAUAUUUAAUAAGUUAUUCAGGGAUGACAUUAAGUAUCUAUUGUCAAUGGAGACCUUAUGGAAGAAAAGGAGACCCCCUGUUCCUCUGGAUUUUGACAAACUACCUCAUUCAGAGUCUUCAGAACCGUCCAGUGUGAUGAGGGAUCAGAGAGUCUGGUCGAUGAAGGAGUGUGCCGACGUCUUCACCGACUGUCUGGCCGGACUGAAGAAGGAGUUCGCUAAACAGGGCAAGAACGGGAUGCUGAUCUGGGACAAGGAUGAUGACCUAGCUAUGGACUUCGUGGCAAGCACAGCUAACAUUAGAUCUCACAUAUUUGGUAUCAACUUGAAAACUAGAUUUGACAUCAAGUCAAUGGCUGGGAACAUUAUACCUGCAAUAGCAACAACAAACGCAAUCAUAGCAGCUCUUAUAGUGAUGGAGGGGUUAAAAAUUUUAAAUGGAAGAAUAGAGGAUUGUAAACAAAUAUACUUAAACAGACAACCAAAUCCUAGGAAAAAACUCCUGGUGCCAUGUGCUCUUGACAAACCCAGUCCAAAGUGUUACGUGUGCUCAUCCAAACCUGAAGUGACGGUGGUGCUAAAUACAGAAAAAAUUACAGUCAAGACACUGGAAGACAAGAUCUUAAAGAAUGCCAUAGGGAUGGUGGCCCCAGAUGUAGAAAUUGAUGAUGGAAAAGGAACUAUUCUCAUCUCAAGUGAGGAGGGAGAAACAGAAGAAAACAGUGAUAAAUUUUUGAGUGAAUUCCAUAUAGGAAAUGGCAGCAUUCUUAAGUGUGAUGACUUUUUACAAAAUUAUGAAUUAAAAGUGAUAAUAGCUCACACGGAGAAGUUGGAGGAGGAGAAGGAAUUUGAUGUAGUGGGAGAUUUAUCAGAGCUUCAGGCCAAACCAGAGGAGGAAAAAACAGCCAAUCACAACGGAGCUACCAAAGACCAGGAAGAGGAAGAAGACGAUGUCAUGGUGGUGGACGAUAUUGAGGCAAUCAAAACUGGAACAAAACGCAAAGCUGACCAAGAUCCUGAGGCGAUCAAGGCCAAAAGAGUGAAGGCCAGCUCGGAUCAAAGUGAUGAUAUUGUGAUUCUAUAAAUAGAAUGGGGUGAUCACCAAAAUCUGACUGAGACAUGAAAAUAAAUCAAGGAUACCCUAAAAACUGAAGAUAUAUGUACAUGUUUGUAUGCUAGGACUUGUAAAAUUUUGGAUGCUUGUUCAAGGUCACCGGAUUGUCUCGGACAUUAAUGCUCUGUUUUCAGAGUGACAAACUUUAUAAGUGCUCUUUUGAAAGAAUAAUUUUAUAAGCAAAAUAAGAUAUUUCGUAUAGUGCA